Molecule: messenger RNA, 6199 nt
Organism: Contarinia nasturtii (swede midge)
Lineage: Eukaryota; Metazoa; Arthropoda; Insecta; Diptera; Cecidomyiidae
Gene: Ack-like
Product: activated Cdc42 kinase-like
Exons: 14
Coding region: 952-5379 (1475 amino acids)
Biological process (GO): protein phosphorylation
Molecular function (GO): protein tyrosine kinase activity; ATP binding; protein binding
Source: RefSeq, a predicted model, not a curated record
UGCAACACUUCCUUGUGUUUUAUUUCCAACACACCGAGACAAUACAAAGACGAAGUAGCCAGUGCUCUUGCAUCGCAAGAGAUUUGAUGGAUGAAACAAAAUAUUUAGACAAUUUACAGUGAUAUUAUAAAUACAAUUAAAAAAAAAUUGUGUGUUUGUAUAUAGUUUUAUGUUUUCAUUCAUUAAUUGUAAUGCAACUACGAUUAAAUGCUUCUUCAGCCUUCAUGUCGUCAAUAUUUGCCAUUUUUUUUAAAUCAAUGCACAACUCUUGAAUCUAACACAGAUUCACCUGAAUACCAGUAAGUCGCACUGUACUCAAAACAGAUGAACAUUUAUUGAAUCCGUGAAAUAAAUAAAUAAAUAAUAACAACACUAAGGUGAUCAAUUAAACGGUGUUUGGUGAUUGGCGAGAGUAUUCAAUUUUUUAUCAAAUGAAUUGUAUGUUUUGUAAAGGAUUUUUGUAAAUAUAUUCUACCAUAACUCGUGUCUUGAUAAGAGUUGUGCGUUUCCAUAGAUGCAUUUUGUACAUUUUGCGUAGUCAAAAAAAAAAGUCGUAUAGGAACAUGAUUUAGUGUACAAUUAAUUUAAAAAGAGUACAGAUACAGCAUUAUCGGCGCUCUAGUCAUAUAGCACGGGCAAAAUAAAAAAAUUAACACUGCUGGAAAAAUGAAUGAGAUCUGUUUUAUGGUGAUGUGUGUUUUUGAGAGAGUUGAAUAAACGUGCAUACCAUAAAAGGAAAUAUUGAAAAUUCAACAACGGACAUAUCGGAUAUCGAAUACACCAGAAGCAACACACAGGAAAAUUCCAAAUUAAAAAUUCGUCUGGUGUGUAUCUGUGUGCGCACGUUUUGUCGAGUAUUGAGUGAGUUCCAAUUCCAAAGAGGGCGGAAAAGAAAAGAAUGAAGAGGAAAAGAAAAGAAAUAAAAGAAUUACGCACACAAUAAAAAUAAACAUGGAGGCAAAGCCUGUGAUUGAAUUAUACGAUUUUCUGGUCGAAUCUGAACUACAGCAGUAUUACAAUGCCAUUAAAAAUGAAUUGAAAAUAACAUUGGUCCCGCAUUUGAAAUAUGCCAGCGAUGAAGACUUGAAACAAGUUGGCUUAUCAAAACCGCAAAUACGUCGAUUACGAAAAUUCUAUGAAAAGUAUUAUCCGCAUGGGUACCUUAGCAAAAUCAAGCGACUUUUGCAAAAUCCAGCCGGCAAACGGGAGGAAGUUGGCACAUUAAACAAUGCAUCGUCAACGGAAACGCUCAAGACAAUCAGUUCGCCAAGUAAACUGCCAAGCAAUAAGCAUAUCAUACCAGCCGAUUCGAUAUGCGUCAAUAAGCAAUUAGGUGUCGGUGAAUUUGGCAUCGUACAACAAGGAGUUUGGACGAACGGAAACGAACGAAUUCAAGUGGCUAUAAAAUGUUUGUGCCGCGAGCGCAUGCAAUCCAAUCCGAUGGAGUUUUUAAAGGAAGCAGCAAUUAUGCAUUCCAUUGAACAUGAAAACAUUGUUCGGCUGUAUGGCGUUGUUCUUGACACCGAUUCACUGAUGCUUGUCACUGAAUUGGCACAUCUUCGUUCAUUGCUGGAAUGUCUAAAGGAUUCUGGACUGCGUGUUAGCUUUCUAACUGUGCCAACGCUUUGUGAAUUUGCACAACAAAUCUGCAGUGGUAUGAUGUAUUUGGAAAAUAAACGUCUGAUUCAUCGUGAUCUGGCAGCCAGAAACAUUUUAGUUUUCAGUAAAACCAAAGUAAAAAUCUCAGAUUUUGGUUUAUCACGAGCACUUGGCGUAGGCAAAGAUUAUUACCAAACCAAUUUUAAUGUGAAUCUAAAACUUCCAAUUGCUUGGUGUGCACCGGAGUGUAUAAACUUUUUACGUUUUACGAAUGCGUCAGAUGUAUGGGCGUAUGGAGUUUGCUUGUGGGAAAUGUUUUCGUACGGUUUUCAACCAUGGGCUGCGUUAACCGGUCACCAAAUUCUCGAGGCAAUAGACGAACCACACUAUCAACGUCUUGAACAACCCGAAUGCUGUCCAAAAGAGUAUUACACAUUAAUGUUGAAAUGUUGGCAACAUGAUCCGGCGAAACGUCCAAAAUUUGCUGAAAUUCAUACAAUACUUCCUGAUAUGAAGCCCGAACAAUUGAAAACGGUCAUUGCGUACGGUGAAGCAAAAAAGGAACAUUUAAUGUAUCGACAAAACGAUAUAAUCACCGUACUAGACAAACCAAACAAUACAACAUAUUGGAAAGGUGUUUUAAAUUCUGGCAAAACGGGAAUGUUUGAUCCAAGCAAUACGGUUGCAUAUUUGGGCAACAGUUUGCCAUCGUCAGUGAAUCGAGACUCUUUUGUUCGUGGAAGUGAACGAACAAGUAGCAGACGUAAACUUUGCCCCGAAAUGAUUUCGGGCCCACAAAAUGAUCUGAAACACACCGGACACGUUGGCUUGGAUGGGGCCUACUUUGGUGAUGUUGCAUUCUUAUCCUCAUCCAAUUCACAAUCGUACAAUCAUGUGCCAAGACAAAUUGUCACUCCAUACAAGCCAUCCGAGGAUAUCGAACAAACACCAUUGUUGCCAUCAACGCCAACAAGUCCCGAUUCACUUCAAACGGCUAGCGGUUACUUUGCCGAAAAUAAUCACACAUUUUUAAAUGCACACUCCGCACAAACCAAUGAUGGUUUUAAUUCAUCGUUCGAUUUUUCAAAUCAAAAUUCAUCGACACCCGUCACAGCAUCAAAUGCUGGCUUCACAUCAUCAAAUCCGUUUGUUAAUUUAGAUAAUUCAACGCACAAUAAAAUUCUCAGUGAAGGUGGUGGUUUCACAAAUAUUUUGGAAGAGGAAAACUUUUCGAAGGAACAUACUGGCAAAAAUGGUAUGAAAUGGGUGGGCGAUGCUACAAGUGCAGUUGCCGAUCCAACACAUGAAUAUCAUGAAAUUUCCGACGAUGAAAUGCCAGGCGAAAAAUUCGAUUUGGGCCCAUCACUUUUAGAUGAAAUGGAUUUCAUGUUUCGAUCGAUGAGCGCCAAUAGCGAGCACGGUGAAUUGAAAUCACCCGAUUUUGAGAAUAACAAUAAGAAAAAUGAAAUCGCUGAAUUGGCGGCAAAAUUUCAACGUAAAAAUAGUGGUGGUUUAUUGCCCGGUUCAAUGUCAUCAUUGAAAACGAAAAAGAAAUCGGGAAAUGUACCCAGCGGAGCUGGAAAUGUAAAGCCAAUCUCAACAAAAGAUGAAAAAAUGCUCAAUCAGGCCAUUGAUUUUGCCAACGAAAUCAGCGCAAGAUCGAUGACCGACUUAGUAAACGAUUCGACCAGUACUCAAAGUCCGAAACGAAAAUUUAGUUUUCGUUUUCCUCAUUUGGUUCAUCAUUCGAAUAAUGGUGAUAAAGAUUUGGCAGCGUCGCCUAGUAGUCAACAUAAAGGUUCACAUGGCUUCAAAACACGUAACUUUUCUGAAGAAGCCCAAAAUGUUCCCGAUUUACAGCGCUUUCGUUCAUUAUCCGAAAUUGAAAAGUAUCAUUCAAUCGAUAUGAGAUAUUCUCAUGGCGAACGAGAUCCAUCUUUUGAAUAUCGUUAUCGUAAAAUGCGUGAAUUUUCGUCGCGACCAUUUAAAUUUGACAUAUCGGCACCUGGCAUGGAAACCGAUGGUGGCAUCAAUGAUGUCAAUUAUAAUGGUUUGCGUGGCAACUAUGAAAAUUCAUCAUCAAAAGUAUGCACACUGAGUCAGAAAACAAAAGAUUUUAUUGGUGAAAAUUUGAUUGACAUCGAAAAUACGUUGAAAGCAUUGAAUUUGGACUUUUUACAAACGUUUAAUGAUUUGGAAAAAAAUGAUUCGGCCGAAACGUUGUUCGGUGAAAAUUAUACGUACGAUGCUACCAACAUCAAUCCAAAGAUCUUAAACAAGGCAUUGAAAUUGAGUAAAAUUCCAACGAAUUAUAGUAGUAUGGAAGUAAGUCCAAAGUCAACAAAAAGCUCACAAUACAGUCCAUUGGAUAAGCAAGCAGCUCAACCGCAAUUCCAUGGAAGUGUUCAUUAUUUAAAUGAGAGUGGCUCAACGGAUAAACUAUUGGAUGGUAAACGUUCGAGUACACCUGAUACUGGUUUUGCAUCACGCGAAACAAACACUUCAUCACGACGUGGCAGUCAAAAAAGUAGCUAUAGUCCACAAGACACACAUUUCAGUCCGAGCUAUACAACACAAAUUGAAGAGGCACGUGCUGCAUAUGCUCAUCUUAAAGCAAAUGGUUCGUUUCCAAGUCGACAGCGAUCGAUGUCAUUUACCGAAAAUUACGAUUUAAAAUCGCCAGUGUUGUCAGAGCCACAAUUUGCAAAGAUUCAUAAUUCGACCACUGUUGGUCGUACAAAUAGCAGUGAUGGACAAGCUGUACGACGACGCCAUCGAAAUACAAUUUCUCACAAGCCAAAAAGUAUUCGUGCACGUAAUUUGCGUCGGCUUAGCUACAAUCCAAUCAUUUUGGACUCGAGCUCGUCGUCAAACAGUGAAAAUGAAUUCAAUCACAGAAGUGUUGAGAAUGUUCGAACAAUUGAUAGUCGUCGACAUCACAGCUAUCGAUCACAUCGAAAUUCAGCUGCAUCGCCAAUUAAAUCCAAUGAUGAUAUAUACGAUUUUAAGAAUUGGCAUACAAAUUCCGAAUCGGAUAUUCGAUUGAAAAAUCGAAAAACUCAGGCGCAUUUUCAAAGCAAUAUUUCUUAUACGCCAAGCCAAGAUAGGCUAUAUGGUUCAAAUGCCAGCAUAAAGAGUGCACCACAGUACAAUAAUUUUGCUUGUGAUCGCCAAAUGCAAAAUUAUUUAGGAAGAAAAAUGAAUUAUCCACAUGCUCAAUACAAUGAUUAUGCGGAUCAAUUGAAACUGGCACCAUCAUCUUCAUCACAUGCUUCCAAUCAAACUCCAAUUAAUUUUGAACGAAACGCACAUCGCAGCAGUUCACGUCGUCGUCAACAGCAGCAAACGUUACGAAAUAGUUAUUUAUUGCCGCCACCACCACCACCUCCAUCGUCCAAUAAUCGCACAUAUGAUUUGAAUGCGUAUAGCUUGUUUUCACAAUUUGAUGUGAGUAAAUUAACGGGCAAAAGUCCAACCACACAAAGUUUUUUGCAAGAUGCGCAAAGUCCGAGUAAAUUUGAAACAAAACCGCUCGAAACAAAACAAUUAACAGCCACAAGCAACAAUAGUGCAACUUCAAAUACAUUUCAAUGGCCCGAAAAAAUUCAUGUAUCAGCCGUUGCGGCACAAAACAGCAAUAUUAUGUGGCCACAAAAGCCAUCGGUACAAUCGUUGCAUACGGUUCGACAUGACUUUUCAAGUGAUGGUUCAUCCAGCACUGAAACUGAGUUUCCAACUGCCGAUUUCAAUCCUCGAUUACCCCCAAGUCCAGCACCAUAAAUUUUAUCCAUGAACAUAAAACAUAUACAUAUAUGCAAAUUUAGAUAGUAAUUUGACGUUACAUUCUAUUUUGAAAACAGCAAAAACAUACACAGAUAUCUAAAACAAACAAACAAACAAUCACAAACCCAUUGCAUACAUAAUAAUCGAUUUUGAAAUAAUGAACGGAAAGACGAUGAAGGCAGAGCACAAUUGAAUAUUUAUCAAAUAUAACCAUUGCUUAACAAAAACAUUUACUAUUAAAAUGACAACAUUCUAAAUGUUAAUUGUCUUAAUUAUUGAUUUUAAAAUUGCGAAGAAAAAUAAAGAGAAGAGAUAUUGUUACUAAUUUUGAAUGGGGGAUGCUUUUGCUCGCCAUCAAGCCAUUUAUAUACUAUAUGCUGCACCAUUUUUUUCAACAUACACACACGUUUAUAAAAAAAAACACACAAUCAUUUUUCUAGCGCAACUGUAUUCAAUUUGUUAAAACAAAAUACAAACUUAUUCUGCUAACCAAAGAAAUGGAACAAAAGAAAUGUGAAUCUACAGUAAUAGUCGAGUACUAUCUUUUGCUCUACGUAUAACAAAACGCAAAUUUUUAUUUACAAAAUAAUAUUUCUGUGAAUUUACAAUUGCAUUUGUGGUUGUGGGCCAACCUUAUAUACAGUACGAAUGAAACUAGAUAAAUCCGUUCGCAAUGUAAAUAACAUACUAUGCCUCUAGACCUUUCUCAAAGCAAUGAAAUGUAUUUUCAAGCCACCAAUUCCAGAUAUCUAUCAUUCUUUUGUUUUUGAAAGAGCAAUCAAACCAGAUAAUCAAUAAAAAAAAUUAACAAAUUUUU